AUGAAUCGAAGACCAGUUAAAAGGCAUUUAUCGGUACAGAGAUUUAGUCAUAUCUCGUCUGCAGAAAGGAAACUCCUACCUAGAUCUUGUAAGAAGAAUGUGCUGUGCUUAGUCGUUCAGUCGUGUCCAACUCUUUGCAACCCCAUGGACUGCAGCCCGUCAGGCUCCUCUGUCCGUGGGGAUUCUCCCGGCAAGAAUACUGGAGAGGGCCCUCCUCCAGGAGAUCUUCCCAACACAGAGAUCGAACCCAGGUCUCCUGCAUCGCAGGUGGGUUCUUUACCAGCUGAGCCACCGGGGAAGCCCUGUAAGAAGAACAGAGCAACCAAAAUCAGCCCGGGGACUCCUGGUGGUCCAGGGGCUGAGACUUCAAGCUCUCAGGGCAGGGGGCCUGGGUUCCACCCCUGGCUGGGGAAAGAGAUCCCACAUGUCACAACUAAGACCCAGCACAGCCAAAUAAAUACUGAGAACAACAACAGUAGGCCUGGAUAG
Messenger RNA from Rangifer tarandus platyrhynchus (Svalbard reindeer), 489 nucleotides. The record is from the annotation of a GenBank genome assembly. NCBI's taxonomy places the organism in Eukaryota, Metazoa, Chordata, Mammalia, Artiodactyla, Cervidae.